UUAUUAUUAUUAUUAUUAUCAAUAAUAUUUAUGUCUUGUAAACACAUUAAGCUAAGCCAUUGACUAGAUUUUAUAAUUAUUUGAAUUAUGUCUCUUGAGUUUUUUAAAGAAUUUCGUUAACAAUGAAUUUAAUUAUAAUAAAGUAUUAUAUUAAAGUAGUGUUAAUAGUUUUUGGAGUUCAAACUUUGUUUGUCCUCUGUGAUGAACCAGUUUGCCCAGGAAAUCGUGAUGCCAAUAAACAAUUUAUAUUCAUAAGUACCUUGGAUGGAAAAAUUACAGCAUUAAAUACUGCUGACGGUGGAACAGAAGCUUGGGAAUUUUCAACUGAACCAGGAGCAUUGUUGUCUUCUAGUAUUGACCAACUAGAGUUAUCAAACUAUGGCCAUUGGAUACGAAUGAUUCCAUCAUUGAGUGGCAGUUUGUACAAAUUUGAUGGUGAAAAUCUUGAUCGUAUACCAUUCACUGUCGAUUCUUUAUUAAAAUCUUCUUUUCGAUACAAUGAUGAUUUAUUAAUAUCAGGUGGAAAGAUAAGUCAAACAUAUGGUGUUGAUAUGAACACUGGUCAAUUAUUAUAUACAUGUGACAUGGCUCAAUGUAAUAAUAUUACAAGUAAUAGUUUCACAAACAUAGAUGGAAAUAUUUUAAUUUUACAGAGACAAACCCAAACUGUUCGAGCAUCAGAUCCUCGUACUGGAAUAGAAAGAUGGAAUUUUAGUGUUGGGUUACAUGACAUAAAAGUAAUUAUGGAUUUAAAUAAUAAUUGUCAUACUACAAAUCCUAGUGUCAAACUCGAUUUUAAAAUAAACAUUCCUAAAGGAGUUGUAACAGCAGUAGCAUUUGACAGGCCUCAAGAAGUUAUUUGGACUCACAAAUCGAAGUCCCCCAUUGUAAAUGUUUGGAAAUUUGAACACGGAAAAGUGGAAUCAAUUGAUUUAUUUAAAAGUGAUCAUAAUGUGAAUUCUAUAGAUCCUUUAGUUUAUCUUGGGAUGCAUAAAAAACAAUUGUAUAUUCAAGAAAGUGAUAAAGUAUUUGCAAUUAAUCCAACUUCAUAUCAACAAUCACUUCUUCUUGAAGAGGAAGAAGUAGAUAAAUCUAGAAUUCCUUGGAAACCAAUACCAGUUUCUAGUCAAAUAAUUUCAAAAAGUUCUUCAGCUGUACAAACUACAGAUGAUGUAUCUAAAACUACAGCUAUAUCAGUACUAUAUGCAUCAGAAUACAUCAAUGGUAAUGGUUAUUAUCUUAACGGACCAAAAAAAACAAAAAGAAUAACAGAUGGAAAGAAAUAUAAAAGUUUUAAUACUGAGAGUGAAAAUGAAACUGAAAAUAAUCAAGAAAGUAUUAUUAAAUAUGAAGAAGAGCUUGAAAUGCCAGUUGAAAUAAUUAUUGUUUCACUGUGGUAUUGGUGGAAAGAAGUAUUAUUUAUAAGUGUUAUAACAGCCAUUUUGAUAAAUAUAUUUAUUCCAUCUCGUGUAGCUCGAAUAAUUACCUUUAUUCGCAAUCAUUCAAAAAAAAAUGAAGAUGCUGAAAAAAUUGUAGAACUGAUUGAAAAUAAAGUUGAUUGCUGUAAAGAUUCUGGCGUUGAAUUGUCAUUAAACAGUAUUGUUCAAAAACAAUUACCUCCAGUAGUAGAGUUUAAAUCACGAUACUUACAAGAUUUUGAACCAAUCCAUUGUUUAGGAAAAGGAGGUUUUGGAAUAGUAUUUGAGGCUCGAAAUAAAAUUGAUGACUGCCACUAUGCCAUUAAAAGGAUACCUUUACCAUCACAAGAAGAAUCUAGAAAUCGUGUACUUCGUGAAGUUAAAGCAUUAGCAAAGUUGGAUCAUCAACACAUUGUUCGGUAUUUCAAUACUUGGCUUGAAGAACCUCCUAGUGGCUGGCAAGAAAAACUUGAUGAUGAUUGGUUGCAAAAGUCUGGUGAUAUGGAUAUGAGUAGUAAUAUAACUAGUGAAAAACAAGUUACUAAUCUUUGUCCAAAUAAACAUCAUGUUCGAGCAAAAAGUUUGUCAACAAUGAUAAUGCUUCCAGAAAGUAGUGAAGAAUUAUCUGACAUUUUAAAUAAUCCUCAUGCAUUACGAUCAUAUAAUGAUAAAAGUGAUUCAUCUUUUAUUGUUUUUGAUAGUCAAAUAACUGACAGUAAUAAAAAAGAUUGCAUAUUAGAUAUAAGUUCAGACAACUUAACUAAAGGUAGUAAACGGCGAAGACAUAAAUCUGAGUGUGAUACAACAAGUAAUGUUCAUAGUGAACGAAAGACAACUAGACAUUACUUAUACAUACAAAUGCAACUUUGCCAUAAAAAUAGUUUAAGAGAAUGGUUGAAAGAUAAUACUAAAAAUAGAGAUAUGAAGUAUAUUUUAAAUAUUUUUAGUCAAAUUAUACAAGCUGUUGAAUAUGUUCAUUUGCAAGGAUUAAUACAUAGAGAUUUAAAACCUUCAAAUAUAUUCUUUUCAUUAGAUGGCCAAAUCAAAAUUGGUGAUUUUGGUUUAGUUACAGAAAUGAUAGAAUCUGAUGAAGGGAUGACUAUACAUGAUAAUAAAAAAAAAUGGUUAAAUGAACAACACACUGAUCGUGUUGGUACACAAUUGUAUAUGAGUCCAGAACAGAUAUCUGGGAAGUCAUAUAAUUAUAAAGUAGAUAUAUAUUCUCUUGGAGUUAUAUUUUUUGAAUUGCUCAAUCCUUUUACUACUGAAAUGGAAAGGUACCAAACAUUAACUCAACUUAGAAAUUAUAUAUUUCCUCCUCAGUUUUUGAAAAAUUUUAAAAAUGAAUAUGAUUUGUUGUGCUUAAUGUUAUCACCAAAUCCAUCAUUACGCCCAACUACAUUUGGUAUUAGAGCUAGACUACCAUUGAGUACUCUUGAUUCAAAUUCAGAUCCUAUAUUAACUGAUAGCACUUAUGAAUUUGAACUAUAUAAUAGAAAAAGUAGUGCUAUUAAAGUAUUAAAAAACUAAUGAUAGUAUAUAUGUAUAUAAUUUCUU
Molecule: messenger RNA, 2975 nt
Organism: Melanaphis sacchari
Lineage: Eukaryota; Metazoa; Arthropoda; Insecta; Hemiptera; Aphididae
Gene: PEK
Product: eukaryotic translation initiation factor 2-alpha kinase
Exons: 15
Coding region: 123-2948 (941 amino acids)
Biological process (GO): protein phosphorylation
Molecular function (GO): protein binding; ATP binding; protein kinase activity
Source: RefSeq, a predicted model, not a curated record